UCCUGUCUCUUAAAGCGAACGUCAACACUUAACAGGAGACAGCCAAUCAGCUUGACUCUCUGCUACGUUAGCGCAGCUCAGGCAAAACAACAAGCUCGUUCAGAAAUUGUGUUCCUCUUAGCAACAAAUCCACCGAGAAUUCAAGCGUUGAACAUGUCCAAUUAACUAGGGAUUUUAUAUCUGGUGGAUGUUAUAUUUGUUUAGGCCUCGGUUUAGGCUAAAGUCAGAGCUAGUCUGAGCUACUGACGCGCCGUUAGCCACUAGCUAAGUGUUGCUAGCAUCGGCGAUCCAGCAGAGAAAGAUGGGGUCCAUCCUGAGUCGCAGGAUCGCUGGUGUUGAGGACAUCGAUAUCCAGGCUAACUCGGCCUAUAGAUUUCCACCUAAAUCUGGGAAUUACUUUGCUAGCCACUUCUUCAUGGGAGGAGAGAAAUUUGACACACCGCAUCCAGAGGGAUACCUCUUUGGGGAAAACAUGGACCUGAAUUUCCUUGGAAAUAGGCCAGUGCAGUUUCCAUAUGUGACACCUGCACCUCAUGAGCCUGUGAAAACCCUGAGGAGUCUGGUUAACAUUAGAAAGGACUCUUUGCGUCUAGUCAGAUAUAAAGAUGACUCUGACACAUCAUUGGAGGAUGGUGGAAAACCAAAGGUCCAGUAUGGUGUGGAGUUCACCUUUGACGCUGACGCUCGAGUAGCAAUCACCCUCUACUGUCAGGCGUUUGAGGAGUUCUCCAAUGGGAUGGCUAUUUACAGCCCAAAGGAUCCAUCCAUGGUCUCUGAAACUGUGCAUUACAAGCGAGGAGUGAGCCAGCAGUUCUCCAUGCCAUCUUUCAAAGUAGAUUUCAGUGAGUGGAAAGAGGAAGAUCUGAACUUUGACCUGGACCGAGGAGUAUUUCCCAUGGUAAUCCAAGCUGUGAUCGAUGAAGGGGAUGAUUGUCUUGGGCAUGCUCAUGUACUUUUGGCAGCCUUUGAAAGACACGUUGAUGGCAGUUUCUCCGUCAAGCCACUGAAGCAAAAGCAAAUUGUGGACCGUGUGAGCUACCUCUUACAGGAGAUCUAUGGUAUUGAGAAUAAAAACAACCAAGAAACCAAGCCAUCUGAUGAUGAGAACAGUGACAACAGCAAUGAAUGUGUUGUCUGUUUGUCUGAUCUUCGCGACACACUCAUCCUGCCCUGCAGACAUCUGUGCCUCUGCAACUCUUGUGCAGACACUCUGCGUUAUCAGGCCAACAACUGUCCCAUCUGCAGGCUGCCCUUCAGAGCCCUGCUGCAGAUUAGAGCUGUGAGGAAAAAGCCUGGAGCUCUUUCUCCUGUGUCCUUCAGUCCUGUUCUGGCUCAGACUAUGGACCAUGAUGAGCACUCUGGUUCAGAUUCGGUCCCUCCCGGCUUUGAACCCAUCUCGCUGUUGGAAGCUCUGAACGGUCUGCGGUCAGUGUCUCCUCCCAUCCCAUCUGCUCCCCUGUACGAUGAAAUUAACUUCUCUGGAGGUCUGGGAGGUGACAGCCGACAGCUGAGCUCUCCGGAGCAUUUAAGUGAUGGAAGUCUGCAAAAAGGCAAAGUUAGCAAAUCACCUGACAGCACCCUUAGAUCACCUUCUUCUCCCAUCCAGGAGGAGGAUGAAGAGAAGCUGUCAGAGUUGUCAGACGCUCAGCCACACACACUCCUCUCCAGCAGCCCUGCUCCCACAGACGCCACAGCAACCGAGGACGUGGCAGAAUCCCUCUCUCCAGAUGACGAGGACAGGAUGCAUUCUGGGGGAGACAUCCUGCAGGACUGCAGCAGUGAACACUGCAGCUUGACCAAAACAGAGAGUGACCCAGCGGGUGAUCUGUCUCUACCUGGGUCAUCAGAGUCCACAGAAAGUCUGAAAAGUCAGAGCACAAACUGCUCCAGCCAGCCUCUCCUGUGUCCCACAAGCAGCCUUCAUAUGGAGGAUGAACACCUCAACCCCUGAUUCAUUCCCAGCUUUAUUUCACAAAGAUAAUCCAAUCCCUUGAUUAUUUUCACACACACCCAGACCCCUUCCCCUGCCCCAUCAUCUGCUUGCGUUACGAGAGAAGAUGGUAGCCCUGAAAAGAAGGUUAAUGAGGGAGGAUCCUGCUCAUUCCAUCAAUUCUUCAGAUGUUUUCAGUACCUUCCUCUGGAAAAAAAAGUUUAAUUUUGAAGAGAUUUCAUUAACUCUCAUGGUGUUUUGUGUCUUGGCUGGAAUUGUGGUCUUUUACGUAGAUUCCAGAGAUGUAUCACUACCUGCUAUGGUGGUGCUUUUAAGCACACUUACUUUAAAUUAAAUGUGUAUCACCUUCUUAACACUAAACUCAAAAUAUUUUAUAAAAGCAGUUUGUUUAGGUAUUGUAUUAAUUAGUGAAAGACAUCAGAUUAAUGAUUAUGACUUGUUUUCCUCUGUCAGACUGAAUGAUUUAUGAAGGCAUUUGAAAGCAUAUUACUAGUGUGUCCAUUUCAGAUGAUUUUGCAAUAACAAAAUCAUUCAUUAUUCAUUCCUUUUAACAAAAGUGUACAAUGAAAUUAUGUUAAAUCAUUUACUGUCUUAAACAUGACCAUUGUCAUAAUUUAAAGUGUUUAUAUCUAUGUAUGAUAACAACUAGAAUCCUGUGUAGUUAGUUCCAAAACUGUAUUCUUGCAUAUCUUGUAGGAAAAAUCCAAAGUUGAAGUAAUGAAACAACAUUCAGUUAACAUUUACAUUAUUUCUUUUAUAAUAAAUAGGAUAAAUAGGACUAUAGAUUCACAUUCUAACAGCUAAAUUCAAAGAUGUCUAAAGCCAGGAACAAGCAUAGAUGACCCACCUUCAUGUAUGCUGAUGUAGUACUGCACAGCACGCGUGCUCGUCAUUGAUGUGGCCGAUCUCUGUAGUCUUCUUUUUAUUGUGGCAAUGCCAGUGUUUGCUCAUGUUGUAGCUGCAAAAACAAAAAAGGGGUUGCGUGUUUGUGUGGCUGCAGCGGCUUUCCUUACCUUGGUCCUGUAUGUGUAGCACCAUGCAUAUAUAUAUAUAUAUGUGCCUUGAAUUAAUAUGGCUGCCUGCUUGUUGCAAUGGACAUUAGUGUUCUUAACAAAUUCUACAAUAUACAACAGUUUCAGCCCAUGGAAAGCAUUUAUGAUGCUGAUGUACAGAGCUUUUCUUGUUUUUAUAUUGCAAACUUCAUGCUUCUGGAAAAGUGUAUCUUGUCAUUGAUUAAUAUUAAGUUGAACUGUGCAUUUACUUUAUAAUGACCAAGUAUCAAUUAUGCAUUUAAUAUUAGUAUCUCAAGCUUGUAUUUUACUGGAAGGAAUAAAUCCUUUACAACAGAUGCAAACUUUUUUUUUUUUAAAUAUAUAUAUAUAUAUAUAUAUAUAUAAAAUCAGGCUCACAUUUGCAUGUGAAGUUUCACUUCCCCCUCCUCCGCCUUCCUUCUGUGGUUAUUUUUUCUUUGUCCCUUUCUCUUCUGUGCCAUUUCAACUUGACACUGUGCCUUCCUGUUCUGAACACUGUUGACCUGGUAUCCAGGAUAACCCCGCAGUAGGUGGUUUUUGGCUUUCUGUUAAAUCAAUACCUGUUUUUCUGUGUAAAUAGCAGCAUGUGUAAAUCAAUAAAGAACCAAUAUCCAGUACCUCAA
Melanotaenia boesemani (Boeseman's rainbowfish) is the source of this 3605-nucleotide messenger RNA. RefSeq names its product mahogunin, ring finger 1b (gene mgrn1b). The record is from RefSeq and is a predicted model, not a curated record. The transcript has 16 exons. Gene Ontology annotation, biological process: endosome to lysosome transport; protein ubiquitination; negative regulation of G protein-coupled receptor signaling pathway. Lineage: Eukaryota; Metazoa; Chordata; Actinopteri; Atheriniformes; Melanotaeniidae. Gene Ontology annotation, molecular function: ubiquitin protein ligase activity. Bases 302 to 1951 code for a protein of 549 amino acids. Gene Ontology annotation, cellular component: plasma membrane; nucleus; early endosome.